AUGCCGAUGGAUAGUUUCAACAAGAAAGCUCUUGCUUUCAUGGAGAAGACGAAGAGAUCUCCAGGCUUCAUAUGCCGGAAAAUAUGGAAAGUGGGUCGAGAUGAUCCGAGAAGGGCAAUCCACGCUCUCAAAGUCGGGUUUUCAUUAACUUUAGUCUCUUUGUUAUACCUAAUGGAGCCAUUGUUCAAAGGGGUCGGUCAAAAUGCGAUUUGGGCUGUCAUGACUGUCGUCGUUGUGCUUGAAUUCACUGCUGGAGCGACCUUAUGCAAAGGAUUAAAUCGAGGAUUUGGGACGCUGUUAGCUGCGUCGUUAGCCUUCAUAUUCGAGUUUAUAGCUAGAGAAUACGGGAAGGUUUUUCGUGCUGUUUUUAUCGGAGCUUCGAUUUUUUUGAUUGGUACGUCGACUACAUUCUUGAGAUUUUUCCCUAAAAUAAAAAAGAAUUAUGAUUAUGGUGUAGUAAUAUUCCUGUUGACAUUUAACUUGAUCACUGUAUCAAGUUAUCGAGUGGAUGAUAUUCUGAAACUAGCCAAAGGGAGGACAUAUAUGAUCGGGAUCGGUUCCGGGAUUUGCAUUCUGAUGAGUCUUUUCAUCUUCCCGAAUUGGUCUGGAGAAGAUCUCCAUAAUAAUACCAUUACCAAAAUCGAAGGUUUAGCAAAAUCAAUCGAAGCUUGUGUCACUGAAUACUUCAAUGUGGAAGAACCAAAUUCAGACAUAGACGAGACGAUGGAGGAUCCGAUUUAUGAAAAUUAUAAGGCAGUUUUGGACUCGAAAUCGACAGAUGAAACCCUUGCACUCCAUGCAAGUUGGGAGCCGAGACACUCAGUGCACUGCCACAAAUUCCCGUGUCAACAAUAUGUAAAAUUAGGAGGUGUUCUUCGUCAUUUUGGAUAUGGGGUAGUCGCUCUUCAUGGAAGUCUACAAACCGAAAUACGGACUCCAAUAUCAAUUCGAUUGCUAUUCAAGGAUCCAUGCAUUCGCCUUGCUUCCGAAGUAACAAAAGCCCUAAUGGAACUCUCUGGAAGCAUAAGAAACCGGCGUCAAUGCUCGCCAGAAAAUAUCACGGAACAAAUCCACCAAGCACUGCAAGACCUCGACACUGCAUUAAAGUCCCAACCAAGGCUCUUUCUUGGCACAAACAGCCCUUACAAUACACCCAAAAUGCUAGCCAUGCUUACAACAACAGCAAAACAAAAGUUUGAACACCAUUUAUCGAACAUGAACACAGACUCAUCAAGUGAGAGAAAACCGAAGGGGGUUUCUGAUCAGACCGAAAAGAGGGUUUUAAGGCCAACAUUAAGCAAGCUUGCAAUCACGAGCUUGGAGUUUUCUGAAGCACUUCCGAUUGCGGCUUUUGUGGCCUUGUUGGUUGAAUUGGUGGCUAGACUUGAUUUUGUGAUUGAGGAAGUUGAAAAGUUGGGAAGGGUGGCUUGUUUUAAAGAGUUUAAACAUGCUGGUGAUGUGGUUGUAGAUGUUGAGAGGAGAAUGAAAACGGAGAUUAACGUUUCUAGCUUUGCAACGGGGGAGUGAAUUGCAGAGUAUGAUGGAUAUUAAUAAUUUUUGUAUGGUAUAAGAAUGUUGAGUGUUUGAGACCACCGAGGUAGUAAAAAAAAAAAAAAAACGUAGUUUUGAUCAUUUUUGGGUGGAUUGGUUAUGUAGACA
Messenger RNA from Lactuca saligna, 1659 nucleotides. The record is from the annotation of a GenBank genome assembly. Lineage: Eukaryota; Viridiplantae; Streptophyta; Magnoliopsida; Asterales; Asteraceae.